CUUUAGCUCUGCCACGGAUUACCACUCGUGAGCGAAAGGCGCAGACCGUAAAUUGACUGCGCUGGAGCGCAAACCAACACGAUCGCGUUCUUGUCUGUGUGUAUUAUUUCUCGACUGUCGCCGUUCCACCAUACUCUUUAAGCAUAGGUAUUACAGGACAGCUGCGGAAAUGACAAGCUCCAUGUCUCCGUCUCUGGCUAUACGUUCCUAAAAAGACCAAAGAUGCUGCUUCCGAACCGGAUUGAACGACAACCCCGGGCCUCCCUCCUGCCCGGGGUUCUGCUGUGUUUCUGUGUUAUUCUCACCACUGUUUCUGCUAGUAGAGCUAUGCCAGCGAAGACGAAAUGCCAUGCCAUAGACUGUGCCCGUGAGAGGCGGGACUUCUGCCAGGUGGGCUCCUCUCACUGCGGCCCUUGCCUCUCUCCAUUGGAGGAGAACGAGGAAGGGAAGUGUGUGGUCAAGAAGAUCCCCUAUAACUAUGAUAAAAUGACGACCAUCCCUGACCUAGAUGAGGAGAUCGACUUCCUCCAAUCAGUCAUCAACAAACAGCAGGUGGUGGAGGGCAACCAAGCAAUCACCUCCUCCAAGAAAGCUCCCACUUUUCCACAGACAGAUUCUCCAAGCCAGAGACUCCAGGACCAGCUCAUGGCCGGUCGGUCCACCUCCACCCCCAAGCCUGCCACCUCCACCCCCAAGCCCCCCACUACCAAGCCCCCCUUCGAGAGCAAGGGGAGUGGAGGACCCCUCGCCAUCCCGUACCGUUCCAAGGACGGACUCCUUAUUAUUAUGAUUUCAGUGUGUAUCCUGCUUGGCACAGUGGCCAUGAUCCUGGCAACAGUGUGUUGGUUCAGGUUGAAGAGAGAAAUGCGCCUGGUCCAGAAGAUAGACUACCAAGCUUUUGGUGGAAAACCUCCUGGAACAGCAAACGGCACCUCUGUGGGGGAUCAGACUUUGGCCCAGAGUGCUCAGAUGUACCACUACCAGCACCAGAAGCAGCAGAUGAUCUCAAUGGCAAAACAAAAACAAGAACAGAAGGUCCCCGACUCCGGAGCUAACUCUGAUGAAGAGGAAGUGGGAGGAGACUUCACUGUGUAUGAGUGUCCGGGUCUGGCACCGACAGGUGAGAUGGAAGUGAAGAAUCCCUUGUUUGACGACUCCACUUUACAAUACCAGAGAAAGUGAAACAUUUGGACCAACACAAAGCAUAGCCCCCCCCACACACACACAAGCCAGUCCUUACUCUGGAAAAAGCCGACCCGAUCUCAGAAAACUGGAUGAGGCCUGUUAAAAAAAGACAAGAAAUAAAGAAUGAAAGAUGGAGUAGUUAACUGUGAAGGCUUCAUUUCUACGGACGAUCACAUGAACCAAUAUCUUAUGGUGUCUAUGACUGUCAUACUUGUCACAUUUCAUAUUCUGUAUAGUGUCUGGGUCACACAAAGCCCGUCUCAGUGAAACACACAUGGUUCCGGUCUGUUCUCUCAUCCUUUGGGGUUUUGUCGUUUAUCGAGUAAGUUUGUUUCAACCUUUACGCAAAGUUAGCCCGAAAGAAGUUAGGAGUCACACAUUGAGCCCUUUGUGUUGGAUUUAAGAUUGUCUGUAUCUUAGUGUUCCCCUGGCUUGCCUUCAUAAUGUUAAUCGUUUGUGCAGCUACUUCCCAAAGCCUCUAUUUGAAUGUGACACAAAAACAAACAUAUAUAUGAUCCAGAAGACACACACGUCGACACAUUUAAGAACCUCAAUGUCCUCCUACCUUCUCUCCUCAUCACAGCUAAAACCUUUUCCAGUAUAUUCAAUUAUAGGUACAACUAAUGUUUUGUUUUCCUUCCUUAAGAAACCACAGGACCGGAGAAAUCCUGGUUUUUAACCAUAAGUUUAACAUGUUAGGUGCCCAGUCCUCGGUUCAGAUAUCCCAUUCCCAUUUCACUUGAUUGAGUGUCUUUGGAUACUCUCCAACCAACUAGGUUUGACAUCACAGCUACUGCCAUUUUGGAGCAGCAAGGAUUGUUAUGUGUAGAGAGAGAGAGUGCACAUACAAAUGACCAAGUUACACAUCGUUUUGAGAGUCCCCUGUAUGCCCUAUGCAGAUGCUCCUACCAUCAAGAAACUAUGAACAGAACAGUACCGCUCUGCUGAUAUUCAACAACUGGUUAGAAUUAACGUUAGUUAAUAGUAAUUGACCAUCUGUUGAUAGUUUAUUGAGUAUAUGCUGGGCAUUUAGAGAUUAUCUACAGAUUGACUCUGAAAUAAAGUGUUACAAAGAUAUAUAUAUACUGUGUCUAUGAAAGGUUAGCACCAAAGUAAGUAUAUUGCAUGCUUUGAUUAAAAAUGAUUUCAUUAGAUAUAUUUAUGCUGAUUUUAACACGUAUCUGUAAACUCUCGGUGAGGAAGUGACAUUGCAGCACUUGUAUGAAAGAACAGAUGAUGGCAUUAAAACAUGGUAGACGUCACUUUCUUGUAUUACUUCUCAGUGGCAAGACCACUGUUAGUCCCAAUCCCUGCAAAAACAGAAUUCGAAAGAGUUCACUUUUUCUAAGUCUUUGUAUAUGCAGGCCUAGCUGAAUCUGAAUUAAAAGAUUUUUAUUACAAGUGGAA
Molecule: messenger RNA, 2592 nt
Organism: Osmerus eperlanus (European smelt)
Lineage: Eukaryota; Metazoa; Chordata; Actinopteri; Osmeriformes; Osmeridae
Gene: npdc1a
Product: neural proliferation, differentiation and control, 1a
Exons: 9
Coding region: 223-1182 (319 amino acids)
Cellular component (GO): membrane
Source: RefSeq, a predicted model, not a curated record